AUGUCUUCACUCAGUUCGCUUUGCACAUCAUGUUCUUUGAGUAACAAGGCCGUUUUUAAGCAACAAACUCCACGCAAUAUAGCCCUCAGCUAUCUCGCUUGUGUUACCGAAGUGGCCACUAUUUCAGCUUUCGAAUCCCCAUUUUCAAUGGUCGUUAUGGGGACCUUCAUAAGGUAUCAGAUGCAUACUCAUAAUCUGACAGAUCCUGUUUUUCAGAUUUAUUUUCUAAGUGUGCUUCAUCUGCAGUUAUUCGUUUCUUUCUUUCCAAUCCAGAACGACAACCCCUCAAAAAUGAACUCUGUGAUGCAUCGUUUGCUCGAAGUGACAGUCCGCAAAUGGGUAUCAGAUCUGCUGACUGGGUUGAACACUCAUCUUCGAAUGAUAACACAGUUGCACAAGUGGAAUUGAAGCAGGAAUCUAAGUGACAAGUUUCCUCAUAAUGUGGCGAUGGUCUGCAAUACAUGAAAUGUGCUUGGAAAGCUGUUCAUCCCUGGUUUGGUUUCCUAUUGUGAAAGGACACAGACGGCAAUGCGACGUUCAAGUGCACAUCAUUCUAUCUGAACACAUUGGCGGACGAAAGAUAAUGGACCAACUGAACAUACUUACAUUCCUUUGCAGUGGAAUACAUCCUCACUUUGCAUUUGUCUCUCAUACCAGAAACUUUUUGUUAUUACUUUUGAUGCAUUUAUAUAUUUGUGAC
Molecule: messenger RNA, 700 nt
Organism: Dicrocoelium dendriticum
Lineage: Eukaryota; Metazoa; Platyhelminthes; Trematoda; Plagiorchiida; Dicrocoeliidae
Source: the annotation of a GenBank genome assembly